AUGUACAGUUGGCGGUAUCGCUGGUUGCCUGGCAUUUGCGCCGAACUGCAACGCCAUCGGGACAUCCGGCGCGUCAGCGCACGCGAGAACAACGCCUUCUUUGACGACGGGGAGCGGCGCUGGAGUCCUACAGCCGUGAAUGGGGACCCGAAGAUGGGCAUACAUGGCUUGGGGUACACUCAAAGUGCACCCAACGUCACCCAAGUCAUGGUUCUGGGGCGGACAGUGGCAGGCUACUUCAUAUCUCAAGUAGAUCGGCUCUGUCGCACUAUGAGUCCUAUGCCUCUGCGGCGAGAUGCGGAGGGGGACGCCUCUUCCCGUCUUACCAGCACCUUGGAUGGACUUGACUAUAGGACCUGGAAGUUGCCGGUGCCGGAUUCCUAUGAUCCGCUGGCCGGCGCAGUGACCGGCCGAAUGACCUGCGCGAACCCAAACCUCCAGAGCAGCCCGCGCAUGGAGGAGUUUCGAGGCCUCUUCCGUGCCGGCUUGCGUCCUGGUUGGGACUGGCUGGUGCAGGGUGACUUCUCGCAGAUCGAGCUGCGGGUUUUGGCCGAGCUUGCUGAGGACGAGCAGAUGCAGGGCAUCUUUGCAGCUGGCGAGGACCUCCAUGCGACCACCGCCGCGCUCCUCAGUGGGGUGGCGCCAGCAGAGGUCUCCUCGCAACAGCGUCAGUUCGCCAAGGCCGUGAACUUUGGCCUCGUCUAUGGCCAGUCGGCGGAGGGCCUCCAGAAGAGCGCGGAAAACAGCUACGGGAUCGAGCUCAGCUACGCGGAAGCCUGCAGAGCACGUCAGGGCUUCCUGGCGGCCUAUCCGGCAGUCGCGGAGUGGCAGCAGCGGCAGCGUGAUCUGGCCAUGCGGGGGGCGGAAGUGAGAACCAAAGGGGGACGCCCUGCCUGCCACCUCGUGGAGCAGUGGAAGGAUCUUCAGGGUGGGCAUUGCGAUGCCAGUUCCAGUGGCCGUCUGCAGCGUGAGGCGAUCAACUUCCCCGUGCAGGGAACUGCUGCGGAGGUGAUGAUGGCCUGCCUCGAGUCCUUGCAUGCUUUCCUGCAGCGAGCAUCGGCGACUGUGCGGCUGGUCUGCGUGGUGCAUGACGAGUUCCUCCUGGAGUGUGCAGACCCUGCGGCCGCAGAAGAGGCUGUGGGGGCGCUCCGCGAAGCCAUGGAGGACGCCUGGCGCCGGCUGUUCCCCGGUGCGGUGCUGGGUGCCACGGGAAUUUCCGUGAGGAAGGGCUUGAGUUGGAGUGAGCUGAAGUGA
Molecule: messenger RNA, 1254 nt
Organism: Symbiodinium natans
Lineage: Eukaryota; Dinophyceae; Suessiales; Symbiodiniaceae
Source: the annotation of a GenBank genome assembly